GAUUUGAGGGUGCUUCCUAUAGGAGAUUCCAUCACCUGGGGCGCUCAGAGCUCAGAUAGCAAUGGCUACCGCAAGUAUCUCUGGGACAGGCUAGCUAAGCUCGAGAACAAACUCGACUUUGUUGGGAGAAGAGCUGAUAACGUCGGCAUGUCUGACCCAGACCACGAGGGACAUCGAGGCAAGGUCAUCGACGAGAUCUCGGAUUUGGCUAGUAUUGGUAUAAGCGCAGCCCCCAAUAUCGUUCUCCUCCAUGCUGGAACCAACGAUAUGAACAAGGACCUUAAAACUGGAGAGGCCCCUGCACGCCUCAAGAAGCUGAUCGACAAGAUCUUGAAGGUGUCCCCCAAGGCCGUCGUUUUGGUGUGUCAGAUUGUUCCGUCAACCAAAGCCCAGACAACGCAACCGCGCAUCGAAACGUUCAAUGCUGCUAUCCCCGGACUUGUGAGUGAUCUCAGGUCCGAGGGGAAGAAAGCGCUUGUGGUUGCCAUGAACGAGGCCGUCCAACUUUCCGACAUUGCCGAUGACCUACACCCCAAUGACAGGGGUUAUCAGAAAAUGUCGAACGAAUUCUAUGAUGCCAUUCAGCUUGCUUCUAGCAUGGGUUGGAUAACCGAUCCG
Fusarium vanettenii 77-13-4 is the source of this 618-nucleotide messenger RNA. RefSeq lists its product as uncharacterized. Gene Ontology annotation, molecular function: phosphatidylcholine lysophospholipase A1 activity. The record is from RefSeq and is a predicted model, not a curated record. The annotation marks the transcript as partial. Lineage: Eukaryota; Fungi; Ascomycota; Sordariomycetes; Hypocreales; Nectriaceae. The transcript is spliced from 2 exons.